AUGACUGCUUUAAUAAACAAUAUUUUCAUAUACUGUAUAUAUUAUAGCACUGUGCGGACGUGGGAUGUGUCCAAAGACAAGAAGCAUAAAAGCAUCUUCAAACCAAGAUCUGCUCAAGGAAAACGUGUGAUCCCAACUUGUGCCACCUACAAUAGAGAUGGCAAGCUAAUAGCCGCAGGAUGCCAGGAUGGAACCAUACAAAUCUGGGACAGAAAUAUGAGCGUUCACACAAAAUUUCACUGCAGACAGGCUCACACACCAGGUACAGAAACUUCCUGUAUUGUUUUCUCCUAUGGUGGCACCAUCCUUGCUACAAGAGGAGGGGAUGAUACACUAAAAACAUGGGACAUGAGGAACUUUAAGAAACCUAUCCACACGGCGAACGGCUUGUCCAACUACUUCCCAAUGACAGACUGUUGUUUUAGCCCAGAUGAUAAACUCCUGAUUACUGGAACUUCAGUCAAGAAAGGAGAAGGUAGCGGAAUGCUGGUAUUCUUUGACCUGGUGGAUUUCAAGAAGGUUUAUGAAAUUCCAGUUACAGAUGCUAGUGUUGUUCGAUGCCUUUGGCAUCCCAAGCUGAAUCAGAUCAUGGUUGGGACUGGGAAUGGAUUUGCAAAAGUCUAUUAUGAUCCAGUAAAGAGUCAAAGGGCAGAAAAAUUAUGUGUGGUUAAGACAAAAAGAAAAGCACGUCAAGCUGGGACUCUUACCCAGGAUUACAUUAUCACCCCACACGCUCUUCCAAUGUUCAGAGAACCGCGACAGAGGAGUACAAGGAAACAGCUGGAGAAGGAUAGGCUGGAUCCGGUGAAAUCUCAUAAACCAGAGCCUCCGGUAGCUGGACCAGGUCGUGGUGGCCGUGUGGGGACUCAUGGAGGCACCCUGUCCUCCUUUAUUGUGAAAAACAUUGCCCUGGACAAGACCGAUGACAGUAACGCGAGGGAAGCCAUCCUUCGUCAUGCCAAGGACGCAGAACAGAACCCAUACUGGGUUGCACCAGCAUAUUCUACGACGCAGCCCAAGGCCGUGUUUGCGGAGGUGGACUCCGAAGAAGAAGAACCAGACAACGAGCCAGACUGGAAAAAGCGUAAAAUCUAAAGAUGAAGAGAAUCCUGGCCAUUCACAGCCUCAUUG
Molecule: messenger RNA, 1131 nt
Organism: Nanorana parkeri
Lineage: Eukaryota; Metazoa; Chordata; Amphibia; Anura; Dicroglossidae
Gene: WDR70
Product: WD repeat domain 70
Exons: 9
Coding region: 1-1095 (364 amino acids)
Biological process (GO): regulation of DNA double-strand break processing
Cellular component (GO): site of double-strand break; nucleus
Molecular function (GO): protein binding
Source: RefSeq, a predicted model, not a curated record